UACGGAGUAAUACCAAACAAAGAGAUAGAACCACCAAAACCGUUGUGGCUCAAAUUCUUACACGAUCAACAAAGAAGACGCAUCGCACGUCUUCAUUUUCCCACGAAAUUUAUACACAAAAGUAGAACAAAAAAAAGUUUGAAGCUUGGUUUGGAAUCGCAGAGCAUCAAUGGAGGUUUUCAGAGCCACAAAUCCUUUGUCUUGGACUACCUCUAUCUCUAAACUCCCCUCUUUUCACUUCUCCCCUAAUUCCCAGGGUUUCGAGAACAGGAGAUUUAGUUUGUGGUGUCUCAGCAAAGAAAAUGAGUUUGACCCGUCUUCCAAGGGCAAUCAGAUGGUUGUAUCAAUAACUGGGGCUACUGGGUUUGUUGGCCAGCGAUUGGUUCAAAGAUUACAUGCAGAUAAACAUCAAGUUCGUGUCUUGACGCGAUCCAGGUCUAAGGCUCAGCUAAUAUUUCCCGUCAAUAAGUUCCCAGGCAUUGUGGUUGCAGAGGAACCAGAGUGGAAAGACAGCAUACGAGGUUCAACUGCUGUUGUAAAUCUGGCGGGAACACCUAUAAGUACAAGGUGGUCAUCAGAGAUUAAGAAUGAUAUCAUGAAAAGCAGGAUCAAGGUCACUUCUAAGGUUGUUGAUUUAAUAAAUGACUUGCAACCUGAUACCAGGCCUUCUGUUCUGGUCAGUGCAACAGCGGUUGGUUAUUAUGGCACAAGUGAGACACGGGUUUUUGAUGAGAGAAGUCCAUCAGGAAACGAUUACUUGGCUCAGGUUUGUAAAGAAUGGGAAGCCUCGGCGCUGAAAGUCAACAAGGAUGUAAGGCUAGUACGUGUUCGCAUCGGCGUGGUUCUUGGAAAAGAUGGAGGUGCUCUAGCCAAGAUGAUCCCCCUGUUCAUGAUGUUUGCUGGUGGACCUAUAGGGACUGGAAAACAAUGGUUUUCCUGGAUCCAUUUGGAUGACAUUGUGAAUCUGAUAUAUGAAGCUCUAUUAAAUCCAGCUUAUGAAGGUGUUAUCAAUGGAACUGCUCCAAACCCUGUUACACUAGGAGAGAUGUGUCAAAAUCUUGGAAAUGCGAUGGGCAGGCCCUCGUGGUUGCCGGUACCAGACUUCGCACUCAAGGCAGUUCUUGGAGAAGGAGCUAUUGUAGUUUUGGAAGGGCAGAAGGUACUUCCAACGAGAGCCAAGGAAUUAGGCUUCUCAUUCAAGUUUCCCUACAUAAAGGAUGCUCUGAAAGCUAUAUUAUCAUCAUAAAAUUGCAAAAUGUUCUUUAGAAAAAUGGUCAUUCUUUUAAUUAUUUCUUUGGUCAAUAGGCAAGACCCAGGCAAAGAAAUGGGUUUCUGUUAUGUUUUCCGAUGGAUAAAUACUCUGGCAUAGUGGUCUCUGAACAGAAUUAGGCAAGAUUUUUGUGUAUGUUUGAGGCAAACUUCUUUUGCGAGUAAUUGAAGGAAACCCGCUGAGCAGCAGAAGAAAUUUACAA
Molecule: messenger RNA, 1472 nt
Organism: Spinacia oleracea (spinach)
Lineage: Eukaryota; Viridiplantae; Streptophyta; Magnoliopsida; Caryophyllales; Amaranthaceae
Product: epimerase family protein SDR39U1 homolog, chloroplastic
Exons: 13
Coding region: 170-1246 (358 amino acids)
Source: RefSeq, a predicted model, not a curated record